UUAAACACGUUUCUUGGCAAUAAAAUCUUAAACACAUUUAAAAACGGAAAAUUCACUAGAGAUCGCUGCAUUCGACAACACUAAUCACAAUAGUAUUCUCUAUAUCAUUAUCCUAGCAGUCUGGUCACGCUUAUUUUGUAAAUGCAUUCGAAAGCCAAAAUAAAUUGUUUUUUCAUCAUUGUGUCGUUUCGUGAAAUAGAAGUUUCUUUUUAGCCCCAUAUUUAAAAAAAAAAAAACACCAGCAACUAAAAAUAAAAUGUCUUCGGGCUCUAAAGCUGCACCUUCAACAAGUGCCGGGACUUCGUCAAAUGCCAACGCGCAAGCAUCAUCGGCACCAACUCCACCAGCCAAUGUUCAGGAGUUCAAUAUACGUGUACCGAAAAACUUACGAAAAAAACAUCAUGUUAUGCGUUUCAAUGCCACCCUAAAUGUGGAUUUUGCUCAAUGGCGUAAUGUCAAGUUGGAACGUGAAAAUAAUAUGAAAGAGUUCAAGGGUGCCGAAGAGGACAUGCCCAAAUUUGGUGCUGGUUCCGAGUACAAUCGUGAUCUACGCGAGGAAGUGCGACGCAAAAAGUUCGGCAUAAUAGCCAAAAAAUAUAGGCCGGAAGCUCAACCUUGGAUUUUGAAGGUGGGUGGGAAAAGUGGCAAAAAGUUUAAGGGUAUAAGAGAAGGAGGUGUUAGUGAAAAUGCUGCAUUUUAUGUAUUCACUCAUGCGCCUGAUGGCGCUAUCGAGGCAUAUCCACUGAAUGAAUGGUAUAAUUUCCAACCUAUACAACGUUACAAGUCUCUGUCGGCCGAGGAAGCUGAACAGGAAUUUGGUCGCCGUAAAAAGGUAAUGAACUAUUUCACUCUUAUGUUGCGUAAACGUCUAAAGGGUGACGAGGAAGAGGAAAAAGACCCCGAAGAGGUUAAAGUUAAGGGUGCUGGUAAAAAGCCCAAAGAACUUAAAAUUAGUGAAAUGGAUGAAUGGAUUGAUUCGGAGGAAGAAUCCGAUUCGGAUAGCGAUGGGGAGGAGAAAAAGAAAAAAGAGGAAGACAGUGACGAUGAGGGCAAGGGCAAAAAGGGUAAAAAAGGCAAAGCUGCAGAAAAAAAGAAAAAGAAACGUGAUGUGGACGAUGAGGCUUUUGAAGAAUCAGAUGAUGGUGAUGAAGAAGGUCGUGAAAUGGACUACGAUACAGAAUCUAGUGAAGAUGAACCUGAUCCAGAGGCAAAAUUAGAUAAAGACAUGAAAUCAGUGGCUGAAGAAGAUGCUUUGCGUAAGCUGUUAACCUCAGAUGAAGAAGAUGAGGAAGAAAAUAAAUCCGAUGAGUCCGAUAAGGAUGAUGAGGAAAAGAAAAAGAAAGAUAAAAACAAAGACGAAAACAAAGACAAAAAGAAAACUAAAAAUAAGGCCAAAGAUGAAAAGAAAGGUAUUAAAGCAGUGCAGUUUUAUAAAAACAAACUCUUAUAUUAA
Molecule: messenger RNA, 1453 nt
Organism: Lucilia sericata (common green bottle fly)
Lineage: Eukaryota; Metazoa; Arthropoda; Insecta; Diptera; Calliphoridae
Gene: TfIIFalpha
Product: general transcription factor IIF subunit 1
Exons: 3
Coding region: 257-1453 (398 amino acids)
Biological process (GO): positive regulation of transcription elongation by RNA polymerase II; transcription initiation at RNA polymerase II promoter
Cellular component (GO): transcription factor TFIIF complex; nucleus
Molecular function (GO): TFIIF-class transcription factor complex binding; RNA polymerase II general transcription initiation factor activity; DNA binding
Source: RefSeq, a predicted model, not a curated record